Molecule: messenger RNA, 315 nt
Organism: Aspergillus viridinutans
Lineage: Eukaryota; Fungi; Ascomycota; Eurotiomycetes; Eurotiales; Aspergillaceae
Exons: 2
Coding region: 1-315 (104 amino acids)
Source: RefSeq, a predicted model, not a curated record
AUGGAAGAUCACUCCACUCCUGAUGACGGCCUCCCUGCGCAGGUUGCCCUUGCGCAGAUGUUAUUCGACGUCCACCAAGCCCAAACUGCGCAGCUACUAGGUGUGAAGGACCGUCAGGUGAAGCAGGCGGGAGAGGAAUUCGAUGAUGCAACCUGGAUGGAUUUUCGCGCCCGGAGCAGGGAGCUGCGUGACGCGGUGCUUGCCCGUGCGGACGCCAGAGUGUGCACUUUACAUGCAGAUGGUGAGACGGCCAUACGUGAUAACCUUCUGACCAAGCGCCUACCUAACGAUCAAGAUACGCGGAUUCGCGCCUGA